Messenger RNA from Spathaspora passalidarum NRRL Y-27907, 3636 nucleotides. RefSeq names its product Lrg1p (gene LRG1). The record is from RefSeq and is a predicted model, not a curated record. Gene Ontology annotation, cellular component: cytoplasm. Lineage: Eukaryota; Fungi; Ascomycota; Pichiomycetes; Serinales; Debaryomycetaceae. Gene Ontology annotation, biological process: actin cytoskeleton organization; signal transduction. The transcript has 3 exons. The coding region runs from base 1 to 3636 and encodes 1211 amino acids.
AUGUCACAUACUCCAAACUGGACAGCCAUGCCCGAUAACACAUAUUCGCCCGAGGAUACCUACAGACAGCAGAAACAAGAUCGUAACGAAUUUAAUUUAGUUAGUCGACCUUCAAGUUCGGCCCCACCAAACACCACUUAUGGCUCAAGUUUAUCUACCCCAGCACCACAACGUCCAUACCAAGAAAGAACCAAUAAAUCCACCAGUUCGACCCAGUUGAGUCCGUCUCAUCGACAUUCUAUUGCCGUUUCUCCUACUCCUGACAAGCAACCACUGCUAACAGAUACUUCUAGUUUGGACUCCGAUGCCAAGAAGGUGCGCAAGCGAAACAAGAAAACGUGUAAUAAAUGUGGAUUGGAAAUAACUGGCCAAUUUGUCCGUGCCUUAGGGUGCGCUUUCCACGUCGAGUGCUUUACAUGUAAUGAAUGUGGUAAACAGUGUUCAGCCAAAUUUUUCCCCUACGAAAUCAAGGACACCAAUGGUAAUGUAAAGCAAGUAGCAUUGUGUGAAUAUGACUAUUUCAAAAAGUUGGAUUUGAUUUGUUUUAAUUGUAAUUGUGCAUUACGAGGACCAUAUAUCACCGCAUUGGGGAACAAAUAUCAUUUGGAACAUUUCAAGUGUACUGUAUGCAAACGGGUAUUUGAAUCUGAUGAAAGUUAUUAUGAACAUGAAUCCAAUAUUUAUUGUCAUUACCAUUAUUCCAAAUUGUAUGCUUCCCAUUGUGAAGGAUGUCAUUCAUCGAUUGUAAAGCAGUUUGUGGAAUUAUUUCGGGGUGGAAGAAAACAACAAUGGCAUCCUGAAUGUUAUAUGGUUCACAAGUUUUGGAAUGUAUGCAUAACUUCUGAUUCUGUAGGGUUGCAACAGUUGUAUGGAUUAUCCGAGGAAUCACUACAGAAUAUUAAAGCAUUGACGACAACCAGUGACAAGGACGAAGAAGAUGCCGUGAAUUCGAUAUUGCUCGUUCACAUUGAACAACAGAUUGAGCAAGUUGUCAUGCGAUGUUGGUUGACUUUGUCUGGAUACGAAGAGACCACGGCAACUUGUAUUUCCGACAUGCUUGUUAAUGCAUGCACCGGCGACAAAUUUAAUGGGUUGAUUGUUACGGGAAAAUUGAUUUUGAGUGUCGAAGUGUUGUUUAAUGCCCUUGAUGCCAUUUUUGAAAUGUGUGGUUCCUCCAAUGAUUUACUUCAGGAAAAAUUCCAAAGGUUACCUGAACAGCAUACGUACGAUGAUCUGGAAUCAUCGUUGACUAGCCCCAAUGAAGAGUAUUUCCAACCAUUGAAGAAGGAACCAAGAAAUAUCACGGGGAAGAUUAUGAGUUAUUUGGCGAUUUUGCGAAAGUCUGAUCAUAUCGCUAAGUCAGGCCGACUUUCGGCUGAGUUGCUUUCAGUCAUCACUGGAUGUGCUCACUAUUUGAAGUUACUUAUUGGAAUAGGGUUGAAUAAUGCGUUACGAUUGAAUAAAUUGUAUGGUACCACCACCGCCAUUGAUAAAUUCUUGACACUAACUUCUGAAUAUGAAUCGUUUACGUUUGACGAGGCCAAUGAAAAGAAUUUGCAUAUGCUUAAUGCUAAAUUGUCUAUUCCAAUUAAUUCUACAGAUGCUUGUAGGUUAUGUGGCAAGAGCAUUGAGAAGUCGUGUUUUAGAAAUGGAAGCCAUCGUUGGCAUAUCAAGUGUUUUGAAUGUAGUGUAUGCCAUAAUCCUAUCCUGAUUGAAGAGGCUGACUUGUGCAAAGUGGAUUUGACUGACCGGUUAGUGUGUAAUAAUUGUAACAAGGACGGUGGAGAAGUGGGUGGAUUUGAAGUGAUCAGUGACUUGGCUCAAUUAAGUUAUUUGUUAAAGAUUGCUCUUUUCAGAUCGCGUACAGUGAUGAAGAUUGAUUUUAUGCAAAUCCCUGUGUUGGAAACGGCCUUGAAUAGACGACUUUCUAUUAGGGAAAUUCCCGAAGAGUCACCCGUGGAUAGUUAUUCGCAAACAUUGAGUGAUGUGACAAGAUUACGUACCAAGAGACAGUCACAGAAGUUGUCAAGAUCCGUCAAGAAGAAUGCUAGGAAGUCGGUGAUUGUCGAAGCUCCUGAGGCUGAUAAAGCUAGUAAGUUUGAAAUUAGAAAUGAUGACCAUAUCGCGGAAGAAUUGGCGGAUCUUUCAUUUGAUUCACCCCAGAUCAUCCAACCUAAACGAAUGGAUAGUGGAUCAUCCCUGUUGUCUUUUGAUACUCAAAAACUGGAGAAAGUCGUGGUUAAGAAAUCACUCAAGAUUAGAGAUGAACCCCAGAGACAACUCACCAAUACUCAACUUGAUCGUACUUCGGACAUGUUGAAGAAUGAGAAAUCAUUGACCUUGGAUGAUAUUCCCAGAAUUGUUGCAGCUGAACAAGCCCGUGAUCAACGUCCUAAUGCAUUCAAACAUCAUAAUAGUUUAUAUCAACGUCAACAAGUGAAGAUGAAGGGCAGUGGUGGGUCAAGAAGUCCAUCAAACAUGAUGUCACCUUCAGGUGCCUUGGAUAAUAUUUUGAGUGCUAAUCAUUCCCAAGCUCCAAGUUCUAUCGACCAUCCAUCAGUUAAGCAAAAUAAGUAUUAUUCCGAGUUGACUAAACUGGAGCAUUUCAUGUUGAGACAUAUUGCUGUCGAGGCACUUUCGAGAAUCAGUUCUAAUUAUAACCGUGAUGAUUUGUUGCCUUUAAUCCAAAUCAAGAAGCUGUCCACCUUUUGGGAUAAAUUCAAGUUCAGCCUGGGAGACAAGGAAAAGACUACCAAUGUGUUUGGUACUGAUUUGUUGGAGUUAACCAAGAAGUAUGGAGUAGAUUCUGAUUUGGGUGUUGGGCCCAAUAAGCUCCGUGUUCCCAUUGUGAUUGACGAUGUGAUUAAUGCAUUGCGACAAAAGGAUAUGUCGGUGGAGGGUAUUUUCCGAUUGAAUGGUAAUAUCAAGAAGUUGCGAGAGUUGACUGAUGAAAUUAACAAGAACCCUUCCAAGUCUCCUGAUUUCAGUAUCCAGACCGCCGUGCAAUUAGCGGCAUUAAUGAAGAAGUGGUUACGUGAAUUGCCUAAUCCGCUAUUGACGUAUAACCUUUAUGAUGUAUGGAUCAGCUCACAACGAGAACCUAACCCGGUGAUGAGAAAGAGAAUCUUGCAGUUGAUUUACUGUAUGAUGCCACGAAGCCAUCGUAAUUUGGUUGAAGUGUUGCUUUACUUCUUUAGCUGGGUGGCUUCAUUUUCUGAAAUUGAUGAAGAGACUGGAUCUAAAAUGGAUACGCAUAACUUAGCCACUGUUAUUGCCCCCAAUAUUUUGAUUUCCAAGAGUGCCAGUCAGAACAAUGAUAAUAUCCAGACUGGAGGAGACAACUAUUUCUUGGCUAUUGAAGUUGUCAACCAGUUAAUUGAGUUGCAUGAAGAGUUGAGUAUUAUUCCUCAUGAUUUGCUUGAGUUUUACGAGAGUUGUGGGCUUGGCAAACAAGAGAAGGAGUUGUCGACUAAGGAGAUUAUGAAUGUCAUUGACAAGUACAUUAAGGAGAAUCCUAGCUGUUUUGACGUGGAUGUUCGCGAUGGCAUUUCCAAUGUGGAAGUCAAGAGUAAUACCGUGUCCAAAAGCCAGAAUAGGGUUGGAGGUGAGUUGAACGGAGAGACCCAAGAGGUGUAG